This is a messenger RNA of Xiphophorus maculatus (southern platyfish), 1129 nucleotides long. It is a transcript of the gene phospho2, whose product is annotated as pyridoxal phosphate phosphatase PHOSPHO2-like. The record is from RefSeq and is a predicted model, not a curated record. Bases 136 to 870 code for a protein of 244 amino acids. Gene Ontology annotation, molecular function: phosphatase activity. Lineage: Eukaryota; Metazoa; Chordata; Actinopteri; Cyprinodontiformes; Poeciliidae. The transcript has 4 exons.
GCGUAAUGCAGUUUAUAUAUUCAUCGUUGUGUCUGCUAAAAUCAAGUGAAAGUGCGGACACCGGAAUUUACUAGGUUUACUUGCAAGAAAACAAGGUUGCGCCAGACGUCCGGCUGUUUGAAAGUGCGGCUAAAAAUGAAGAUCCUGAUGGUGUUUGAUUUUGACCACACUGUGGUGGACGAGAACUGUGACAUCUGGGUCAUCAAGUGUCUUCCGCAGCAGACUCUCCCAGAGUCUGUGGAGAGCACAUACAGGAGGGGCCAGUGGACUGAGUACAUGGCCAGAGUGAUGGCCUACAUAGGAGACCAGGGGGUCGCCCCCGACCGGGUCCGCAGCGUCAUGGAGACCAUCCCCUUCACACCCGGCAUGCUGGAGCUGCUCACAUUCAUAUCCGAGAAUAAAAGCAUGGUGGACUGCAUCGUCGUCUCCGACGCCAACACCAUGUUCAUCGACUGGGUCCUGCAGGGGGCGGGACUCCGGGUAGCUGUGGACCAGGUGUAUUCCAACCCGGCCAGCAUCAGCGAGUCCGGCUACAUGGAGCUGCGGCCCCACCACUCGCACCAGUGUGCCAAGUGCCCCGUGAACAUGUGCAAGAAGAAAGUCCUGGAGACGUACCUUUCCGGGAAGGCAGACGGCGGCGAGGUGUACGGGCGGGUGUUUUACGUGGGGGACGGCGGGAACGACCUCUGCCCCUCGUUCUGUCUGAGUGGGCGUGACGCUGUGAUGCCCAGGAAGGGCUACACCCUGGAUAAGAUGCUGACCCGACUAAGCGAUCAGGAAGGCAACGACUCCAUUUCAGCUAAGGUUAUUCCAUGGAGCAGCGGCGCCGACAUCCUGCAGGAACUGAAAGACAGUCUGCAGUCUCAAUGAUCCACAUCCUCACCACGCCGUUCACCACGCCCAGUCAAAAGAUUUUAUUAUGGCUCUUGUAUUUUUAAUUGGAACUGAAGAAUUUGUAGGGAUAAAGUGAUUUUAUUAUAAUAACAACUCAGCCUGUCGCAGCAAACAAUCACUUAAUUGCAUGAUCAAUUAAAGCGAGCUUGAUCAUUUCCAUUCUGAUGAUUAAUAUUUUUCGAAGGACAGUUUUGUUUUCAGGGAUUUCAUAAUCCAUUUUAUCGAUGAUUUUGUU